GGCGCGCGCAGCCUGCCGGGAGCGGGCUGAGCCGGGGGGCCGCGGCCGGCGUCCGGCGCGCAGCAUGCGGCUGCGGCCAGCGUAGUGGCCAUGCCGCCCGGGCCCCGGGCCUGUCCCGCUCCGCGCCGGCAUGGUGAACCUGGCGGCCGUGGUGUGGCGCCGGCUCCUGCGGAAGCGGUGGGUGCUCGCUCUGGUCUUCGGCCUCUCGCUCAUCUACUUCCUCACCAGCACCUUCAAGCAGGAGGAAAGGGCCGUGCGAGACCGGAACCUGCUGCAGGUCCACGAGCAGGAGCAGCCCAUCGCAUGGAAGGUGCAGUUCAACCUGGGCAACAGCAGCCGCACCAGCGACCAGUGCCGCAACUCCGUCCAGGGCAAGCUCCUCAUCACCGACGAGCUGGGGUACGUCUGCGAGAGGAGGAACGUGCUGGCCAACGGCUGCUGUGACGUCCGUGCGCCGACCACCAGGCAGCACAGCUGCGACGGCUGCUCGCCCAGCGGCUGCUGCGGUGCCUACGAGCUCUGCGUGUCCUGCUGCCUGCAGCCCAGCAAGCAACUCCUCCUGCAGCGCUUCCUCAGCCGGGCGGCCGUGGCCUUCCAGAACCUCUUCAUGGCCGUCGAGGACCACUUUGAGCUGUGCUUGGCGAAGUGCCGGACCUCAUCCCAGAGCGUGCAGCACGAGAACACCUACCGGGACCCCGUGGCCAAGUACUGCUACGGGGAGAGCCCGCCAGAACUGUUUCCCGCGUGAGGGGCCCCGGCCCACCCGCCCGCCCACUCGGAAAGAACAGCACGAGCCUGGUGGGCACCAGGGGCUGCUGGCAGGUUGGGAUCCCCCCCAACCUCCCAGACGUGGGUGACUCACGCUUCGCCCGGGGACCUUCUCUAUCACUUUAUUUAUUGGAUUCCUCUGACUGGUGGGGGAAGAGCGCGUUUUGAAUGGAAAGACGCCUUGGUCGUCGGACAUAUUCCGGAAGAUUGACUUGGCCGAGUUACGAUCCUUCCUUCUCCUCGGAUUAAAUGUUGGGUCCCAGGAGGUCUGCUCAAACGGUUUCUGCCCCCAAGAUAUUUUUACCUGAUCCUGGUAUACAAAUCAAAUAUGUACUGACAAUAAAUCACUUACAUCCA
Molecule: messenger RNA, 1125 nt
Organism: Sorex fumeus (smoky shrew)
Lineage: Eukaryota; Metazoa; Chordata; Mammalia; Eulipotyphla; Soricidae
Gene: SPRING1
Product: SREBF pathway regulator in golgi 1
Exons: 5
Coding region: 131-748 (205 amino acids)
Biological process (GO): positive regulation of SREBP signaling pathway
Source: RefSeq, a predicted model, not a curated record